UUUAUCUUCUAUUUCUUUCGUUCAAUUUUGCUUCAAUUUGAGAGGAAAAUGGGCCAUAUUGUGAUUAGGUAGUAAUUACCGAAGUAUACUUACAAGUUAAAGGUUUGAAUGAGACAAUGUGUGGGGUCUUUAUAAAGAGACUAUCAAUCACAAAGUUAGAAUUCGACCCAAGCUAGAGACAAAAAAGCAAAAUGUUUGCUUUUCAGCGGUAUAUAAGGUCGCCAUGUGUUAAAUUACUGGGAUUUAACAGCAUUUGCCGGGUCCGCAGAUACCUCACUACGGCACAGACUACUGAAGCUCUCCGCCCUUUUAUCUUCGCAGUACAUCCAGACUUCUUCGGUCAAUAUCCCAAAGAGAGGGCUGCUAAUGAAAAAUCUCUGAAGCUGUUGUUUUCUUACAUCGAUGGCCUUCACCAAGACCAACGAACCUCUGCAACCGAGCUGACGUUCUAUCUCAGGAAUCAAACACCAUUAAAUGGACAGCCAGUCAACAAAGGUGUUAUAUUCAGGAGUGUUAAAAUCGGCUUAUCGUCCUUGGACAUCUACACCACAGUGAAUGGUAUCUUGGCGUCAUGUGACCUAUCUACGGCCGUCAUCGAGCAAUACAAGCAGGAGAAUGCUGAGAAGGAAGGGGAAUUCCCAAGGCCAGUGGAAUGGCACCAAUCCUACUAUGCAUACACUGGAAAGAAAAAUCCAAAGGAUAAUGUGCAGCGAAAGCAAGGAAGACCUGAAAUAACAUUGAGUUAUUGGCUGAAGAAAAACAUAGCUGAAGCCAGGAAGAAGCUGGAGAGAAGUCGGCCAACAAAGGAGGAAAUUGUAUCUCUGAGACGAUAUCUGAUUGGUCAGUUAGGCUUAGAGGAUAUCGUAUGGGAGAGCAUGUGGGACUCUUCUAUGUUUUGUUCAUGUCUGAAAACUAUGAAAGACGUCUGCCAGCAACAUUGGGCUAUCAUGCAAAAUCUGAGAGGUUGUACAGUCGUGCUUGGUGAUCUGACCAGGCUCACCCCGAGUGGGCGUGUGGUUCUUAGCAGCCAAGAUGUACCACACCAUUGGGUCUCGUUUAUAUCCGGCCUUCCCAAGCAGAGAGAAAUCCUUCCCUUCAUACCCCCUACAGAGCAGGCCCUGUCCACUCUCCUCGGGGGUUGCUCAGUCAAAGCUCUGGAGGGACCAGCAUCAACCAUGACAGCAAACAGCCAUUAUGCUGCCCUCGUGAUGCUUAUAGAAACCAUGGAGAAGCAUAAGUUUGUGAAGAGGAAAGGAGAGAAGGAGGAAGAAUGCCUUGUCUUGCCAGAGGGGAUUACUCAGGGAAUCAAUAUCAUCAUUGAAGGAAGUACGGGUGAGCAGUACAUUGACCAUAAUGGGGACGUUCAUCUCAUGUGCAAUAAAUCUGCACCAAACAUCAUUAGAUAUCUACUGAGUAAUGCAAAGAAUGCCAGAGAGCUAUGCAACAAUCACAUGAGUGAUGUCAAGGAAGAAGCGCUGUUAAUCUCUCGUUGCCUGGAGGAGUUGGAGCUAGCGACUCUGACCCGUCAUCUUGACGUCACCCCGUCUCAGAUGAUCGCCUGCUGCCGUAAGCUUGAAGAGAACCCCGUCAGACUGGGCGUGGUCGUUAGAAACCUUCAUGUUCAGAUCAGACACCACUACGCACUGCGUAGAGACGGAGACGUGUGCAUCCCAUGGAAUUGGAAGGAAUGAAACUCGAUUCAGAUGAGAUGGAGACUUAAGUAUCCCGUGGAACUGGAAGAAAUAGAACACCUCCUACAUGUACAUGAAGAUGAAAGCGAUGAAGAAACUUAAAGAGACUGGGUAGUUUUUAGAAACCACCAAGUUCAGAUUAGACAAAACUAUGCACUACACUGAGAUAGAGAUGUCUACAUUUCAUGGAAUCGGAUGGAGUAAAAUCCCCCCCCCCCCAAAAAAAAAAAAGAAAG
Molecule: messenger RNA, 1927 nt
Organism: Strongylocentrotus purpuratus (purple sea urchin)
Lineage: Eukaryota; Metazoa; Echinodermata; Echinoidea; Camarodonta; Strongylocentrotidae
Gene: tcaim
Product: T-cell activation inhibitor, mitochondrial
Exons: 10
Coding region: 192-1691 (499 amino acids)
Cellular component (GO): mitochondrion
Source: RefSeq, a predicted model, not a curated record